Trichoplusia ni (cabbage looper) is the source of this 256-nucleotide messenger RNA. RefSeq names its product 40S ribosomal protein S25-like. The annotation marks the transcript as partial. The record is from RefSeq and is a predicted model, not a curated record. Lineage: Eukaryota; Metazoa; Arthropoda; Insecta; Lepidoptera; Noctuidae. The transcript has 2 exons. Gene Ontology annotation, cellular component: cytosolic small ribosomal subunit. Gene Ontology annotation, molecular function: structural constituent of ribosome.
UUGUUCGACAAGCCCACAUAUGAGAAACUGUACAAGGAAGUGCCCCAGUACAAGCUGAUCACACCCGCCGUCGUCUCUGAGAGGCUGAAGGUCAGGGGAUCCCUCGCCAGGAGAGCACUCAUUGAGCUCAGGGAGAAGGGUUUAAUCAAACAAGUAGUCCAGCACCACGGACAGGUCAUCUACACUAGGGCCACCAAGGGUGAUGACCCCGUCGCAUAAGAUUAUGUAUAAGUAAAAAAUAAAAAAAUCCAUAAAA